Messenger RNA from Bursaphelenchus okinawaensis, 468 nucleotides. The record is from the annotation of a GenBank genome assembly. NCBI's taxonomy places the organism in Eukaryota, Metazoa, Nematoda, Chromadorea, Rhabditida, Aphelenchoididae.
AUGCCCAUCCUCAAGAUCACCACCGACUUUCCCCACGCCCAAAUCCCCGCAGACUUUUUGGCCAAAACAAGCGCGCUGGUGGCCAAGUUGACUGGAAAGCCGGAAUCCGUGAGUUUUACUCAUUCUCUGACGUUUUAUGUGUUACAUUUUGCUUAUGCCGUCACGUUUUAGUAUGUCCAAGUUAUUCUCCAACCCGACAGCUUGAUGUCGUUCGGGGGCAAGAACGCUGAAUCCGCGUAUCUGGAAUUCGGUUCGAUUGGAGGCUUUGGAAACAAAACCAACAAGAUGGCAGGUGAACUAACGAAUCUGGUCAACUCGGAAUUGAAGAUCUCUAAAGAUCGGCAAGUUUUUCGUUAAAUUUACGUAUUCUCUAAAAUUGUUAGUAAAUUGAUAUAUUUCAGGUUCUACAUAAAAUUUUCUCCGAUAGAUGCUACUGAGCUCUCGUUCAAUGGACAAACGUUCGCAUAA